Molecule: messenger RNA, 3888 nt
Organism: Penicillium verrucosum
Lineage: Eukaryota; Fungi; Ascomycota; Eurotiomycetes; Eurotiales; Aspergillaceae
Product: 60S ribosomal uL3 domain-containing protein
Exons: 12
Coding region: 1-3888 (1295 amino acids)
Biological process (GO): translation; ribosomal large subunit assembly
Cellular component (GO): ribosome; cytosolic large ribosomal subunit
Molecular function (GO): protein binding; structural constituent of ribosome; RNA binding
Source: RefSeq, a predicted model, not a curated record
AUGUCUCAUACUCAACCAUCACCCACCACGGGCGUGGCUCCUCACCAUGCGGCAGCGCAUCUCGCAGCGCAUGCGCAGGCGCAGGCGCAGGCCAAUGGCCACAUGUCAGCAAUUCCUGUCCAAGGACAAAAGGGAGUCCCUUCUCUCACCACCGCACAGAAGAUCGCCACACUCAAUGAACAAGUCUGGCUUCAAAUAGGCAGCUUGACCGAACUGAUGGGCGAUCUCGAAGGUGCGAUGAAUGCUUACGAGCAGGCCCUGCGUCAUAAUCAAUGGUCUAUCUCAGCAAUGAAUGCUAUUUCGUGCAUUCUCAGAACAAAGGAGCAGUUCCCCAAGGCAAUUGAGUACUUGCAAAAUAUUUUGAAGUUGGAUCCAAGCAAUGGAGAGACUUGGGGUAGCUUGGGUCACUGCCACCUCAUGAUGGAUAAUUUGCAAGAGGCAUACACCUCUUACCAGCAAGCCCUUUACCACUUGCGCGACCCUAAGGAACCCAAGCUGUGGUAUGGAAUUGGUAUCUUGUAUGAUCGCUAUGGUUCUUUGGAUCAUGCGGAGGAGGCUUUCUCGCAAGUGAUGCGCAUGUCACCCGAGUUCGAGAAGGCCAAUGAGAUCUACUUCCGCCUGGGAAUCAUAUACAAGCAGCAACAGAAGUUUAACCAGAGUUUGGAGUGCUUCAAAUACAUUGUUAGCGAUCCCCCACGCCCUCUGACCGAAGAAGACAUCUGGUUCCAGAUUGGCCAUGUUCACGAGCAACAGAAAGACUUUGAGUCUGCUCAAUCCGCUUACCAGCGUGUCCUUGAGCGGGAUCCAAACCACGCCAAAGUUCUCCAGCAACUUGGAUGGCUCUACCACCAGCAGAGCAAUGCCUUCCAAAGCCAAGAGAAGGCCAUCCAGUUUUUGGAGAAGUCCGUCAAUGCUGAUAACAAUGACGCUCAAAGCUGGUACCUCCUCGGUCGUUGCUACAUGUCCAUGGCGAAAUACCCCAAGGCGUACGAAGCCUAUCAGCAAGCGGUCUAUCGCGAUGGCCGGAACCCUACCUUCUGGUGCUCGAUUGGUGUUCUUUACUACCAGAUCAACCAAUACCGCGAUGCUCUCGACGCCUACUCUCGUGCGAUCCGCCUAAACCCUUACAUUUCGGAGGUUUGGUAUGACCUGGGCACUUUGUACGAAUCAUGCAACAACCAGAUCGCCGAUGCCCUGGAUGCCUACGGACGCGCCGCAGAUCUGGAUCCGAGCAACGUUCACAUCAAGGCUCGUCUGCAGCUUCUUCAGAGUCAGUUGUCUGCUGGCACGGCUGGACAACAGCCGCCCACUGCUCCCGCGCCUCAGCCGCAGGAUGUUCAUCCUCAGGCUUAUCAGGCGCCUGGCGUUGGUGCACCUCCAGCUCCUCAGUGGGGCGCCCCAGCCCCCAUCGGUCCCCCUCCACAAGCUCCUGCUCCCCCAAGACAGAUUCCUGACUGGAACCGCGGUAUCAACGAGCUUCAGUCUCAGGGCCAAGCUCCCCCGUCUAACGGUCUUGACCAGCGCGAUGUCCGGAUCACCGGUGUUCCUGCUCAGAGUCCUCGACAGGAGCCUGGCCGGGCGUUCCCGGAUCCCCGUGGCGCGCCUCGCUCGCCACCAAAGAUGGGUGAUCCAAAUGCCUACCCGCCGCCUCACACACUACCUCAGCUUGGAAACGCUCCUGGUCCAGGCCACGAACGCGCUCCCAGUGGUGGUAAUGCCUUUGGUGCCCCGCGAGGUGCUUUGCCGACUGGUCUGCCUGUCGCUCCUCCUGGCCCCCCUGGACCUCCCGGGCCCAAUGGCGGUGCUCCCCCUCAUCCUCCCCCUUACCAGAACCGUCCUUUCAGUCCUGCUCCUGAAAUUCGCCCUAUUCGCGAUGAGCGUCCCUCUUCGCCGGGCUCAGGGUACCCUCUCCAACAGUUCCACCCCGGUCCUACCCUCCCCCCACAAGUUCCAGGUGGUAACUCCAUCGCCUCUGGUGCUCCGGCUCCUCCUUCGGCUGCUACUGCUGCUGAGGCUGCCCUCCGUGAUCGCGAAGAUCGCCCCGCAUCUGCGAUGAAGCGCGGCCGCGAAUGGGAGGCUGAUACUGGUCCAGUCAAGAAGCAUGCAAAUGAAGAGAGCCGUGCUCGUCUGGAUGACCAGAACAACCGCCGCCCGAGCCCGCCCGCUCGCUUGCCUUCUCCUGGUGAGAUGCAACGACGAAGCUCCUCUGAGGCUCGCCGCGAGGACGCCCGUCGUGCCAAUGAGAACUACCACCCCUCAGAGGCUGCUCACCACCCUCCUACUCUGCCUUCGAUCCAAGACAUGCCUCCCCGUCCUUCUGCUGGCCCCAGUCUUCCCCCGAUGGCCGAGGGCACUGCACCAGCACCCAACGCCCCUCCCUCUGGGCCUCCUUCCGCCAACACCCCGGUCAAGGAAGAGCCUCCUCGCCCCGAGGCUCCUCCUGCGCACGAGCCCCCCGCGCGCAAAAUGGAUGUUGAUGAAGACUACGAUGAUGAAGUUGAGGAAGAAAAGAAGGCCGCUGCUGCUUCCAAAGGCAGUCCCAACGGCAGCGCUGCUGGCAACCCAGCCAAUGGUGCCGGAAAUGCCCGUGCCAGUACUCCAUCCAAGGUCGAGCCAACGGUUAGCCCACACACCAAGCGUGCAAAAUCAACUUCGACAUUUCCAGAUCGUCCUCCCACCACCUCGACGACUAACGAUAACAGGGUCAAGAUGAGUCACCGGAAGUACGAAGCGCCUCGUCACGGCUCCCUUGCCUACCUCCCGCGCAAGCGCGCUGCCCGUCACCGUGGUAAGGUUAAGAGCUUCCCCAAGGAUGAUGCCAAGAAGCCCGUCCACCUUACUGCCUCCAUGGGCUACAAGGCCGGUAUGACCACCAUCGUCCGUGACCUUGACCGUCCUGGUGCCAAGAUGCACAAGAAGGAGGUUGUCGAGGCCGCCACCGUCAUCGAGACCCCUCCUCUCGUCGCCGUCGGUGUCGUCGGUUACAUCGAGACUCCCCGUGGUCUCCGCUCUCUCACCACUGUCUGGGCUGAGCACCUGAGCGACGAGGUCAAGCGUCGCUUCUACAAGAACUGGUACAAGUCCAAGAAGAAGGCCUUCACCAAGUACGCCAAGUCCCACGCCGAGAGCUCCGGUGCCUCCAUCACCCGCGAGCUUGAGCGCAUCCAGAAGUACUGCACUGUCGUCCGUGUGCUCGCCCACACCCAGAUCCGCCAGACUCCUAUCAAGCAGAAGAAGGCCCACCUUAUGGAGAUCCAGGUCAACGGUGGCUCCAUCUCCGACAAGGUCGACUUCGCCCGCAACCUCUUCGAGAAGACCAUCGAUAUCGAUUCCAUCUUCGAGAAGGACGAGAUGAUUGAUGUCAUCGCCGUUACCAAGGGUCACGGUUUCUCCGGUGUCACCUCCCGUUGGGGUACCACCAAGCUGCCCCGCAAGACUCACAAGGGUCUGCGUAAGGUCGCCUGUAUUGGUGCUUGGCACCCUAACCACGUCCAGUGGACUGUUGCCCGUGCCGGUCAGGACGGAUACCACCACCGUACCUCUUGCAACCACAAGAUCUUCCGCAUUGGAAAGGGUACCGAUGAGGGUAACGCCUCCACCGAGUUCGACAUCUCCAAGAAGCAGAUCACCCCCAUGGGUGGUUUCGUCCACUACGGUGAGGUCAAGAACGACUUCGUCAUGGUCAAGGGCUGUGUUCCCGGUGUCAAGAAGCGUGUCAUGACUCUGCGCAAGACUCUGUACCCCCAGACUUCCCGCAGGGCCACCGAGAAGGUCGAGCUCAAGUGGAUCGAUACCUCCUCCAAGUUCGGUCACGGUGCUUUCCAGACCUUCGAGGAGAAGAAGGCCUUCAUGGGUACCCUCAAGAAGGACCUUGUGGAGACUGUUUAA